Fusarium redolens is the source of this 3921-nucleotide messenger RNA. Its product is annotated as Transketolase, thiamine diphosphate binding domain-containing protein. The record is from RefSeq and is a predicted model, not a curated record. Gene Ontology annotation, cellular component: cytosol. Gene Ontology annotation, molecular function: DNA-binding transcription factor activity, RNA polymerase II-specific; zinc ion binding; transketolase activity. The coding region runs from base 1 to 3921 and encodes 1306 amino acids. NCBI's taxonomy places the organism in Eukaryota, Fungi, Ascomycota, Sordariomycetes, Hypocreales, Nectriaceae. Gene Ontology annotation, biological process: pentose-phosphate shunt; regulation of DNA-templated transcription. The transcript is spliced from 7 exons.
AUGGCUCCAACACUAGAACUCAACGAGAGGGCUGCUGUUGACAAGAUUCUCGUCAAGCCCCUCCCCAGCAAUGGCAGCACUAGCUUUGCUAACCUUAACCUCGAGAGCCCAGAGAAACACGACAGGGUUUUGAAGGUGUUUAGAGCUUUCAUCGCGGACCUUUGCCAGCAGUUCAAUGGUGGACACCCUGGGUCCGCUAUGGGCAUGGCAGCCAUUGGCAUCGCCCUCUACAAGUACGUCAUGAGGUACUCUCCCAACAAUUGCGAGUACUUUAACCGUGACCGUUUCGUUCUGUCCAAUGGACAUGCCUGUCUGUGGCAAUAUCUAUUCAUGCACCUUGUCGGUGUCAAGAGCAUGACCCUCGAGCAGCUCAAGUCAUAUCACUCAACAAAGACCGAUUCCCUCUGCCCUGGCCAUCCAGAAAUCGAGAAUGAAGGCGUUGAGGUUACCACUGGUCCCCUCGGCCAAGGAGUCGCUAAUGCUGUCGGUCUCGCCAUGGCAACCAAGAAUCUAGGCGCGACAUACAACAAGCCAGGGUAUGACUUAGUGAAUAACAUGACGUGGUGCAUGAUUGGUGAUGCCUGCCUUCAAGAGGGUGUUGGGCUGGAGGCAGUCUCUCUCGCUGGUCAUUGGAGACUUAAUAACCUCUGCAUUAUUUACGACAACAACUCGAUUACUUGUGAUGGCACGGCGGAUGUUGCCAAUACUGAGGAUAUCAAUGCAAAGAUGGAGGCUACCGGAUGGAAUGUGCUGGAUGUGUUUAACGGAGACUCAGAUGUUACCGCCAUCGUCAACGCCCUUAUCGCGGCCCGAUCAAGUGACAAGCCAACGUUUAUCAACAUUCGCACAACUAUCGGCUUCGGAUCUGCCGAGGCCGGCAACGCAAAGACACAUGGAGCAGCCCUCGGGGUCGACGACGUGGCCAACAUCAAGAAGUCGUUCGGCCUGGACCCCAACGAGCAUUUCCACAUCCCACAAGAUGUCUACGACUUGUUUGCAGAUGUUCGUGUCCGCGGCGAUGCCUACGAGGCCGAGUGGCUGGAGACUGUUCAGAGGUAUAAGAAAGAGGAUCCUAUGCUUGGGACGGAAUUUGGCCUUCGUGUCGCUGGAAAGAUGCCCGACGACUGGACAAAGUGCAUCCCCAGCAGGUCAGAGCUUCCAACUGAGCCCACGUCAUCGCGAAAGUCUGCAGGUAUUCUGACCAAUAUCCUUGGAGAGAGGAUCAAGUCCUUUUUGGUCGGCACUGCGGACCUGACCCCUUCGUGCCAUGUGGCCUUCAACAACAAGGUCGACUUCCAAUCACCUGAUCUGCGAACCGCUUGCGGUCUCAACGGAAACUACAGUGGCCGCUAUAUCCACUAUGGUAUCCGCGAGCACGCCAUGUGUGCCAUCUCCAAUGGCCUCGCUGCAUUUAAUAAGGGCACCUUCAUCCCUAUGACAAGUUCAUUCUUUAUGUUCUACCUCUAUGCCGCCCCAGCUGUUCGAAUGGCAGCCCUUCAGGGAAUACAGCAGAUUCACAUCGCUACCCACGAUAGCAUUGGUACCGGCGAGGAUGGACCGACGCAUCAGCCGAUCGCCCUGCCAGCUCUCUACCGCGCCAUGCCAAAUACCCUGUAUAUCCGUCCAUGUGACUCUGAGGAGGUGGCAGGUGCUUUCAUAGCUGCUAUCCAGGCCACCGAGACGCCAACCAUCAUCUCUCUGUCCCGACAGAACCUGACACAGUUCCCGCAGCACUCUUCGCGUGAGGGCGUGAGCGUGGGCGCAUACGUCUUUGUCGAGGCUGACGAUGAUGACUUUGACGUGACGCUAAUUGGAGUCGGUUCCGAGAUGGGCCUGACGAUGCAGGCCAAGGAUGUGCUUCUCAGGGAGCACGGCAUCAAGUCAAGAGUGGUUUCAUUUCCCUGCCCUAGACUUUUCGAGCAGCAACCGCGACAGUACAAGCAGUCAGUGCUAAAGCCUCGCUCCGGAAAGGCUACCGUCGUCAUCGAGGCAUAUGCCGCGAAUGGAUGGGAGCGAAGAAGACGCGUCAAGUGUGACGAAGGCAAGCCCAGAUGUGUCCAGUGUUCCAAGUCUGAUCGAGACUGCCGUUAUGCUCAGCAACUGAGUGUCCUAGUACAAGCAGAUCAGGACAUCUCCGAAGCAGCCAAGUUGCGCCAGGAUGCAGUCCCUGAGGCAUCUUGCAGCGGGAACAGCAGUACCGGCGGCCUAAGCGUUCCUCAAGAGACGGGCGAUGCUGAGAAUAAUCAACUCAGUAUCGAGGGAACGGUCAGCUACCAGGAUAACUUCCAAGUCCUUGUUGAACCUUCCGUUACAUUCCAGCUCCAUGACUCCAUCAACAUAUCCCAGGAUGACCAGUCAGAGACAAGUAAUGAUGGACGUUUGCCUAACGUAGACUUUGAUUUCGCUGCGUCUCCGUUAGCCAGGAGCCAAGUUUCGCUACUCAACAUCUCGCCAUUCGAAUGGUACGACCUGCUAGCGCAGGAUGCUAUCUCCCAGAUCCAACGGUUAAACGAUGCCUCGAAUGGCGAACCACGAUGGAAUUUUGAUGAGAGCACACUCUCUCGCCGGCAGUCACCCGCCCCGAGAUCUAUCGAUACUGACUCCCACGCACAAGACCGUCACGGUAAUGGUCUUGGAGUGUCCUCAGUGGAUCACGACUCGGCCAACAAACCAUGGAACACCACUGAGAGCAUCGAGCUCUCGCCAGCCGACCUUGGCUUCUUUCGUUACUACACUGAAAUCGUUGGACCGAUUCUCGAUCUGUUUGAUCAAGCGCGUCAUUUUACCAAUGUCGUACCUCACCUCGCGCUGCGCAAUUCGGGACUAUUGAAGGCGAUACUUGCAGUCGCAGCCAAACACAUGUCUCUUGGUGUCAAAGUCAGGCAGCCACAGAGUCAUGGCGGAAACUCGAGCGAGAGCAACUCAUUGUCGCCGGAGGCAACAACAGGCGGUGGCCAACCCCCGGAACAGAGUCAGAUACCUGCGCACAUGGCCACCCAGUACUACUACGAGACCCUCCAGUAUCUUUCGCAGACUCUACUCUAUCCUUCUUAUGCAGAAUCCCACGAGAUUCUGGCCACGGCCAUAAUGAUCAGCACAUAUGAAAUGUUUGACGCUGGCGGUACCUCGACGAGCGGCAACUGGGAACGCCACCUACGAGGUGCUUUCUGGAUACAACGUUCCCAAGACAACGAUGGCGAGUCCAUUGACGGAUUGAGGCGAGCCGUGUGGUGGGCGUGGCUUAGACAGGAUAUCUGGGCAGCGUUCCGGGCAGGGAGGCCGACUCUUACUAUCUGGCGCCCCAAGAAGAGACUCGAGAAUCUCGAUUCUGACGAGCUCGCCACGAGGAUGGUCUACAUAUGUGCCAAGUGCGUCGAGUUUGCCGCUCUGGACAAGACCUCGCCUAGUCAAGAUAUACAACAGAAGAUUGAGCAUGGUAACAGACUUCUUCAAGCCCUCGAAAAUUGGUAUCAUAUACUUCCUUGCUCGUAUAAGCCAGUCAUGGUCACAACGGAGCACGACACCAUGAGCCGGACACCCUCAACCUCCAAGUCUCAGACAAGGUUCCGCUCCGUAUGGUUCCACCCGCCCAACCACGCCGGCGCCAUGCAGAUGUAUCAUUUUUCCAAGGCCAUCGUACUGCUGAACCAGCCCUCAACCGGCGGCCUCAACGCGUACCGUCAGCGUCAAAAAGGUCUCAACGAAAGCCUCAAUAUGGUUUGCAGCAUUGCAAACGCCUGCCAAAGGGGCGAGCCUGCAAUGGCCUUUGUCAAUGUCCAGGCCAUAUUUGCUGUCGGCCAGUGCGUUCAGAUGCCAGAGAAGCAGGCGGAACUCCUUGAUACUUUGGACAGGAUGUUGGAGAUUAGCAAGUUUCCCGCUACAGGGCUCGUGGCGGAUCUUAAGUGCGUGUGGCAAGAAUAA